AUGGCACCCCACACUCGCAACCAAGGGAACCUCCACGAGAACGAGAAUAGCGAAAAUGUGGGAAACCCGACGCCAAACGGAAACCCCGAGACUUUGACCGCAUUGGCUGCUCAACUGGUGGACCUACUGAAGAUGGGUGCAAAUGCUAACCGAGAGGUGAGACAGAAUGAAGAAGAACAACGGGGUUGUAAUUUUGAACAAUUCAAUAAGCAACACCCCCCUAGUUAUGAAGGACUUCCGGAUGCGGUGGCUGCAGAGAACUGGGUAUUGCAGAUGGAGAAGCUAAUGGAGGUUAUGUGUUGUACGAAUGAACAGAUGGUCAGUUAUGCUACUUUCAAGUUAACAGCUGAAGCAGAACUUCGGCUGGCUAAGGCACAAGAAUUUACAGACCUGGUGCAAGGGUCGUCGACAGUGGAGCAAUAUGCAGCAAGGUCCAUAGAACUAUCACGGUUCGCGCCCUACUUAGUACCCACGGAAGACCUAAAGGCAAGAAAGUUCAAAAGGGGUUUACAGCCAAGGAUCAUGAAUCAGGUGGUUGCAUUCGAAAUUGGAAAUCUAACGGAACUUGUCAACAAAGCGGCGGUGGUGGAGCGGACACUGAAUAUCAAUGCAGAGCACUUCAACCAUAGAAAGAGGAGUGCUCCACAAGAGAGUCGUUAUGGUGGAAAUUCCCAUGAUCACAACAAAAGAAGAUUCAACCCAACGGGUGGAAGAAACACGGCUCAUCAGCAGCCCCAUCAUCAGGGAGGAGGUGGACAACGCCCUAUAUGCCAGACUUGUGGGAAAAUGCAUUAUGGGAGAUGCCGACUCGGACAGCCGGGUUGUUAUCGGUGUGGUGGACCAGGACACCUCGCUAAGGAUUGCAGGGCCCCUGCCAAUAAUCCAACCAAUCAGAAUCGCCCAGUGGAACAACGGAAUACUGCGCCUACACGUGUAUAUGCCCUGACUCUAGGUGAUGCUGCUGCGUUAAACGAAGUAGUGACAGGUACACUUUUGAUUUCAUUCAGCCAGGCUACUGUGCUCUUUGACUCUGGUGCAACGCAUUCAUUUGUGUCAUACUCUUUUUCCCGAGACUGUAAUUUGAUGUCUGAAUGGUUGGAUGUAGACCUAGCAAUAGCUACCCCUGUAGGGAAAACUGUAGUGUGUACUUCCGUAGUUAGAAACUGCCCUAUUUCCGUACAAGGACAUGUCAUGCCGGCUAACCUUGUUAUUUUUGAGAUGAGCGGGUUUGACGUGAUCCUAGGUAUAGAUUGGUUUUCCAUUUAUCAUGCUUGUGUCGAUUGUUUUUGCAAGGAAGUAGUGUUCAGACCACCAGGAGCAGCAGAAUUCAAAAUUCAAGGGAAUAGGGGUUUUAACUUACCCAAGCUAGUAUCAGCAAUGCAAGCGACUCGGCUUUUGAAGCAAGGGUGUUCGGGAUUCUUGGCGUGUGUGACAAAAGAAGCACCAGAAGCAAUGCUCGAGGGGAUACCUAUCGUGCGGGAUUUUAUGGAUGUGUUUCCGGAGGAACUACCUGGGUUACCUCCCUACAGAGAGAUCGAGUUUACAAUAGACUUAUUACCGGUCACGGGACCUAUAUCCAAGGCACCGUACCGGAUGGCACCACUCGAACUGAGAGAGUUGAAAGAGCAGUUGCAAGAACUCCUAGACAGAGGAUUCAUUCGCCCAAGUGUAUCUCCUUGGGGAGCGCCCGUUUUAUUUGUGAAGAAAAAGGAUGGAUCGAUGAGGUUGUGUAUCGACUAUAGGGAAUUGAACAAGAUAACCGUCAAGAACAAAUACCCGCUACCAAGAAUUGAUGACCUUUUUGAUCAAUUACACGGUUCCCAAGUAUUCUCUAAGAUCGACCUAAGGUCCGGAUACCAUCAACUCAAGAUUAAGGAAAAAGAUAUCCAAAAAACAGCAUUCAGAACGCGUUACGGGCACUACGAGUUCCUGGUGAUGCCGUUCGGACUAACCAAUGCGCCAGCCGCAUUCAUGGACAUGAUGAAUCGAACCUUUCGAGAACUCGUUGAUAGGUGUGUGGUGGUAUUUAUUGAUGAUAUAUUAAUUUAUUCGAAGAGUCGAGAUAUUGAGUAUCUUGAGGAAACAUAA
This is a messenger RNA of Alnus glutinosa, 2088 nucleotides long. RefSeq lists its product as uncharacterized. The coding region runs from base 1 to 2088 and encodes 695 amino acids. Lineage: Eukaryota; Viridiplantae; Streptophyta; Magnoliopsida; Fagales; Betulaceae. The record is from RefSeq and is a predicted model, not a curated record. The transcript has 2 exons. Gene Ontology annotation, molecular function: nucleic acid binding; zinc ion binding.